ACAGUUUCAAAAGUUUUGCGAGCCAUUGUGUUGUUUAAUGUGCUCGCUUGUCGCCAUUUUUCGAAAAAGAAAAAUAUCCCAAGUAUUUGAAAGUAUUUUCGAGUUUAAAGUUUGAGAAAAAUCUCCGUCUACUUGAAGCCGUAUUAGAUGAGAAUAAAAUUGGAUUGAAAAUAUCUAUAAAUCGAGGAUUAAAUAAGGAAUAAAAAUGGGCGAUUCACGAAUGAGGGUCGGUAUCGGAUGCCCAAAACCACAUCGACUCAUUGUCAUCGAUAAAAAAACAAACAUGUAUUUUCUUGUCGCCGCCGAUUCAAACGUAAGUUUUUUCCCAAAAUCAAGAAAACCAAAAAAAUCAAGAGAUUAUGUCGAAUUAGGCACGAGUGAAUUGUUUCUCAAUAGUUCCGGUGCAAUUAUACAAACUUACGGUAAAAUUGAUUGUGUACUCGACAUUGGCUUGGGAAGAGAAUUUUCAUGGACAUUUAAUUUGUCAAAUUUCGAAAGGCCAAUUCUUGGCAGAGAUUUUCUUACGCAUUUCGGUCUAGAGUUAAAUUUCACAAAAAUGUCUCUCUUUAAUCCAGUGACAAAUUGUGAGACGAAAAAAAUGUCAAUUAUCCCCUGCGAGUGUCAUCAAAGACAACAUUGUGAAGAUGGUUGGCCGUCCAUUACCGGAAUUUACACGAAACCGAUAAAACAACGUUUUUUCGUUUAUGAAAAAUUUUCCAAAUUACCAUUCCUUGUUGGUAAUACAUCACAGUUGUGUAUUUUUCCCAUUUCGUGUUUGUCAGCGGAAAAUAAACUCGAACCGGUUAAUGACAGUUUGGAAAUUGUUGGCGAUUUGAAUAAGAAGUCGAAAGUUUUGGGUUUUACGAGUUUAACGCUAGAUUUUGGAACGAAUAGAAAAUUUGUAUGGAAAUUUUUUGUUGUCGACGAUUACAAGCCUAUUAUUGGAUUAGAUUUUAUGAAUCAUUUUGGUCUUGUUAGGAAAUUUCAACGGAGUCGUUUUUAUCUUGCCGAUUUGAGAACAAAAUGGUCUAUUCCUUGUGAUACGACGAUUGAUGCAACCGGUUGGCCUUCGACUGUCACUGUGAGUUAUAAGCAAAAAAGUGCCGAAGUUCCUUUGAAAGUUCUCGAAAAUGUUGAGAAAAAGUUUAAUUAUAAAACGCAAGAAGGUCCAAAAUUCAGUGAAGCAAGUACUUCUCGCGAAAAUCCCAAAAAAGAAUCGAAAAGUCCGAGAGUGAAGAAGGAUAAGAAAAAAUUCGCUAAAACAACCCGCAGUGAGGAAAAUGCUGUCAGCAGGCCAAGGAAUCCAGAAGAAUCCAAUUCGAGGAUAAAUCAUCGUUUUCAUGUCGCUGAUUAUAAUUCGAAAUUACAGUGUCUAGUGUCGAAUGUUCAGAUUAGUAUGUUUCCGAAGAAUUACGUCGACAGUAGGGCUUUAAAUCUCACUGGAAAUUUAUCGGAAAUUCGUGGUACUUAUGGACAAUUUCUCAAAGUUUUUGGAUGGACCACUAAAACUUUGGACUUGGGUUUAGGAAGAGAGUACCCGUUCCGAUUUGCCGUGGUUGAUAUUGAAAAGCCAAUUCUCGGCAAUGAUUUUAUACGACACUUCAAUUUCUGCCAAAAUUCGAAUAGUUUGAUUGAUCGUCAAACGAAUAUGAUCACCGCUCCACCGUCUGAACCGUGUGAUUGUCGAAGAUCCGUCAACGGCUGGCCGGAUGUACAAGUUUCGAGACCAAGAUUUCCCUCCUGGCGAGGACGAGGAUUCCAAAAUUUCAGAAAAUAUCCGCGAAGAAAUUACUCCGAAACACGUGCUGCUGCUCCUCAAACAAGAAUGAGAAGUUCAACUCCCGUUGAUGGUGAAUCGGGAAAAAACACCUCUUCCGAAAUCAACACUCCUCAAUUGUCAGCCAAUUUUUCUUCUGACAAUUUGGAAUCGUCGAGUUUGAAAAAUGAAUCGGAAAUUUCGAUUAAAAUCAUGAACAAGUCGGCCGAUGAUUCGGAAGCUGAAUUGGAGACGAAUUUCAAUAAAGAAUCGCGUAUUUUGGAGUCAAUCAUUUCCGAGGAGAGUCCUGUGAUUGUUAGUGAGCCGAAGACGAAACAAGUGAUUAUUCCCAGUGAUCAAUCCAAAGAGGAGCCGAAAAAGGAAGAAAAGAUCAAGAUUCUCGUCAAGGAAACAACUUCCGAAGAAGACUCUGCAAUUUCCAUCGAAGAAAAUUUCAACAUUGUCGUUAAAGUACAAACGGCUUCCAAAGAAGAUACAAUUUCAAUCGAAGAAAAUGUCCAGAUUGUCGUUAAGGAGCAAAAACCUUGCGAAGAAGAGGCAAUUUCCAUCGAAGUCACCGAGAGCACCGAACGCGAGCCGAAUCAAGAAAUCGUCGAUUCAAAAAUUUCGAAUGCUGAAGAAGUCAAAAUAACAGAGUCGAGAGAAGAAAAAAAAGGAGAGAAUUCAGUCGAAAAAAUGGACACAGCCGACGAUGUUUUCGAGUCAUCAGAUUCAGAUUUGGAAGUGAUCAACGAAGUUCCCGAAGCAAUUGAUGAAAAUUCCCAAGAAAAAUUCGAAACUGCGAAAGAUUCAAAAAUCGAAAAAAGCACCGAAAUGGAAGUCAGUUCCGAUUCCAAAGAAGAUUCAGCGAAACUAGAAAUCAAGUUUUGUAAACUAAAGAUCGAGGAUAUUAAAAACGAUAAUAAUUCCACGAAAGAAAUCAACGAACUCCAGGAACUCCAAGAACUUCAGGAAGAAAAAGAAGUCAACAAGAAUUCCACAGUCGAAAAUCUCAAGGAAUCUACAGAAAUUUUGGACAAUGGAUUUUCGAUAAUUAACAUUGAAAAUAAUUCCCCCACUCAAGAGGAAACUGAAGACUCCAAGAAAGAUUCGAGAAAAUGUGAUAACUCCUCCAAAGAACUCGAAUCAGAAGAAGAUUUCAAGGAUUGCUCCGAACACUUCGAGGAGGAAACAACAAAACAAAAAAUUGAAGAAUCCGACGAUGAAGAAUCAUCUUCCGAUGAUGAAAGUUCAGAGGCAAAGACGGCGAUCAAAGUGGACGAAGACGAGAGUUCGGAUGACACUUCCGAAGACGAGGUCAGUUUAGAAGGAGAGACAUCCGAAGAUUCCGAAGACGACGAGGAGAACGAGAAAAUAGAUUCAAAAUCAAUCACCGAUGACUCCAAGGAAUUAAUCGAAGAGGAGGCGAAAAAAUUGGACGAUUCAUCAACGACUGAAACUGAUUCUGAAUCCGAUUCCACUGAUUUUGAUUCACAGAAAUUAGUCAUUGAUAUCGAAACCUCAAGAGUUGAGAAAAAACAUUUUCACAUAAUGGAGAAAUCUUCGAAAAUUCUAUUUUUCAUCACUGAAAAAUCUCAAGUGAGCAGUUUUCCAAUUUCAUUGAUACAAGGCGAUUCAAUGAAAGAUUCAGAAAAAAGCGAAUUCAUUGUUGCUGAUUCAUCAAUAUUUCCCAUUCUCGGCUGGACAACGUUGAAAUUAGAUUUUGGAUUGAACAGAGAAUAUGAAUGGACAUUUGCCGUGACUGAUUUUGUCCGACCAAUAAUUGCAAAUGAUUUUUUAAAUCAUUUUCGACUCGAGUGUGAUCACACUUUAGAAUAUCCGAGAAUUAUCGAUUCAGUGACAACGAAAAUAACUGAACAAUUCAUUGAUGAUUGUGACUGUAAAAAUUUUGCUUUUUUGGCAAAUAUUCAAAAAAUUGAUUCAAUUCCCGAGUCAGUGAUGAAUGAGAAAAAAAUUGCUAUUGAAUUGUGUAAAACGCCUGAUGAAUGUUCACUGGAGAAACGUUUAAUUCUUGUUGAUCAAAAUAGUGGAUUACCGUGUUUAAUAUCUGAAUUUGAUAUUAGUGUUUAUCCGAAAUUAUAUGUUGGUGAGGAUGAAAAAAUCGAGAAAUUUGAUGAUUCAGUGAAAAUAUUUAAUGGCGAUGUGGAAAUUCCAAUUUAUGGUUGGAUUGUGAGAAUAAUUGAUUUUGAACUUGGAAGAUAUUUCCUGUGGAAGUUUCUUGUUAUUGACAUUAAUGCGCCAAUUAUUGGCAAAGAUUUUACGCAACAUUACGAUUUUGAUUUAUUACUUGAUGAAAGAAUUGUUUAUGAUCUUGCGACAAAGAAAAUGGUUGAAGGCUCAGAAGAAUUCUAUGAAUGUCAAACAAAGAAAUAUUGGCCUGAUAAUUUUCGUGUGGAAAAAAUGGAGAAAUCAUUGGACGUUGAUGUGGAUUCAGAUGAUUCGGAGAUUGGAAUCGAAGAAACGGAAAUUUAAACAUUUUUUUCAGAUUAUCGUUAAAUGGCAGAAGAUGAUUGAAACAAAACCAAAUACUCAAAGAAGACAGACGAGAUUCAACGACAUUUGAUUGGAUAACUGUCGAUUUAAAAAGUUUAAGAAACGUUAUCAAAGAAAGAUAUUUUUAUUUUUUUAUAUUAUGACUUAAAAAGAAGUUUCGUUUCCUUAUUAAUAAGUUAAUUUUUAUGUUUCUAUGUUUAGAUUACAUUUGGAAUGUAUUUUCUAACAUAUUGUUUAUUGAGAUUGAACAAAAGACUCAUCUAAUUUGCCAUAACUUUGUUUUACGUUCGUUUUAUAUGUUUAAUAAAUUUUGUAUUUCUUUAUAAA
Leptopilina heterotoma is the source of this 4597-nucleotide messenger RNA. RefSeq lists its product as uncharacterized. Bases 206 to 4249 code for a protein of 1347 amino acids. The record is from RefSeq and is a predicted model, not a curated record. The transcript is spliced from 2 exons. NCBI's taxonomy places the organism in Eukaryota, Metazoa, Arthropoda, Insecta, Hymenoptera, Figitidae.